UCCAUUAUUCAAUGAAAGUUGUUGUUUGGGUUGAGCAGUAGCUGAAAAAGGAGUUCAAAAUGUACAGGAUAACAGUGAAUAGUGUGAAAAAGUUUAUCAGUGGUUCUAAAAUAUCAGAAAAAGCCUUAGAGAGGCAUUUAGCGACGGUUAAAGAAGUAUUCCCUAACAAAACAGAUUUCCCUGCAAGGCACAUUGGUCCGCGCAAAACGGAUGUGGUUUCUAUGUUAGAUCUCCUGGGAUUUAAGUCCUUAGAUGAGCUGACAAACAAAGCAGUUCCUAAAGCCAUUCAACUAAAUCGUGAUCUGGAGUUAGAUGAAGCUUUGAAUGAACAUGACCUUAUCAAUAGAAUCCGCAAUAUCGCUCAAAAAAAUGAGAUCUGGCGUUCUUACAUUGGAAUGGGAUAUCACAACUGUUAUGUGCCACAUACGAUAUUGAGAAAUCUAUUUGAGAAUCCUGGCUGGACAACACAAUAUACCCCCUACCAGCCAGAAAUCGCCCAAGGACGCCUUGAGUCGCUUCUCAACUACCAAACAUUGGUCACUGAACUUACAGGUCUCGAAGUGGCCAAUGCUUCACUACUGGAUGAAGGAACUGCAGCGGCGGAAGCAAUGUCUCUAUGUACUAGACAUAAUCGCCGAAAGAAAAUUUACCUUUCAAAUCGUCUACAUCCACAAACAAUUUCCGUGGUGAAGACUCGUGCUGUUGCUUUGGAAAUCGAAGUGGAAAUUGGACCAAUCACUGAAGCUAACUUAGCGAGCCGGGAAUUGGCUGGAAUUCUUAUUCAAUAUCCUGACACUUACGGCGAAGUGAAGGAUUUUACCGAGAUAUCAAAAAUUGCACAUAAAAAUGGGAGCCUAGUAGUUGCUGCAACAGAUCUCCUGGCUUUGACUCUCUUGCGUCCGCCAGCAGAAUUCGGUGCCGAUGUUGCAAUUGGGACUUCCCAACGGCUCGGUGUUCCACUUGGAUAUGGUGGUCCGCAUGCCGGGUUCUUUGCUUGUAGACAAAAUUUGGUGCGGCUAAUGCCGGGGCGCAUGAUUGGAGUCACACGAGAUAUGGACGGACAUGAUGCUUAUCGUUUGGCUCUACAAACCCGUGAACAACAUAUUCGUCGUGAUCGGGCUACAAGUAACAUCUGUACAGCUCAAGCUCUUCUAGCCAACAUGUCUGCAAUGUAUGCAGUCUAUCAUGGACCCGGAGGAUUAAAGAAUAUCGCGAAAAAUAUCCAUCAAUCUGCUUUGGCUGUUCAAACUGCCCUGGAGAAUGCUGGACAUACGCUAAGUAAUAAGAUUUUCUUUGAUACACUCCAUGUCACACCCAACGGGAUUAGCGUGGAUGAGAUUCGCGAGAGAGCUGAGCAAAAGAAGAUUAACUUCAGAUAUUUCAAUGAUGGUUCUGUAGGCAUUUCUUUGGAUGAGACUGUUAAGACAAGUGAUAUUGAAGAUAUUCUGGGAGUGUUUGGAUGUAAAAAUCUGACCGACGUAUUGUCUGAAGAUAAAUUCUUAUCGAAUGCUAUAGAAAACACACAAUACCGUCGAACGUCUUCAUUCUUGACCCAUCCAGUUUUCUCCAGCCAUCAUAGUGAAUCCCGUAUGGUCAGAUAUAUGAAACAGUUGGAGAACAAGGACAUCUCUUUGGUUCACUCAAUGAUUCCUCUAGGAUCUUGCACAAUGAAAUUGAAUUCCACAACAGAAAUGAUGCCAUGCUCCUUCCGUCAUUUCACAGAAAUUCAUCCUUUUGCUCCAGUAGAACAAGCUAAAGGAUAUCACCAAAUGUUCCGAGAGCUGGAGAGAGAUCUUUGUGAGAUUACCGGCUACGAUAAAAUUUCAUUCCAACCAAAUAGCGGAGCCCAAGGAGAGUAUGCAGGAUUGAGAGCUAUCCGCAGCUAUCACGAAGCUCAAGGGGAAGUCAAUCGAAAUAUAUGUUUGAUUCCAAUAAGUGCUCACGGAACGAAUCCAGCUUCAGCGCAAAUGGCCGGUAUGAGAGUGGAACCGAUUAGGAUUCGCGCAGAUGGAAGUAUAGACAUGGUACACCUCAAGGAAAAGUUGGCCGAACAUGAAAAGGAAUUAUCUUGUUUGAUGAUCACAUAUCCCUCGACAAUGGGCGUGUUUGAGGAUACGGUGGCGGAUAUUUGCAAGUUGGUUCAUAAACAUGGCGGUCAAGUGUAUUUGGAUGGUGCUAAUAUGAAUGCUCAAGUUGGAUUGUGUCGUCCUGGAGACUAUGGAAGUGAUGUGUCUCAUUUGAAUUUACAUAAAACUUUCUGUAUUCCACAUGGAGGUGGUGGUCCCGGAAUGGGUCCAAUUGGUGUUAAAGCUCAUUUGGCUCCACAUUUGCCAGGACAUCCUGUUAUUAGCCCUCUGGAUAACGAAGAGCACAGUUUUGGUGUUGUGAGUGCUGCACCAUUUGGUAGUUCAGCUAUUCUACCCAUUUCAUGGUCUUAUAUUAAGUUGAUGGGAGGUCGUGGUUUAAAACGUGCAACUCAAGUUGCCAUCCUUAAUGCUAAUUAUAUGUCGAAGAGGCUCGAGAACCACUAUAAAACUCUGUUUAAACACCCAAAAACAGAUUUAGUUGCCCACGAAUUUAUUCUAGAUAUUCGUGAAUUCAAAAAGACAGCAAAUAUUGAAGCUGUUGAUAUUGCAAAACGGCUAAUGGAUUAUGGCUUUCAUGCCCCAACCAUGUCCUGGCCAGUAGCUGGAACUUUGAUGAUUGAACCAACAGAAUCUGAAGAUAAACAAGAAUUAGAUAAAUUCUGUGAAGCCAUGAUAUCAAUUCGAUAUGAAAUUAAAGAAAUUGAAGAUGGUAAAUGGGAUAAAAUGACGAAUCCAUUGAAGAUGGCUCCACAUCCACAGAGACAGGUGAUAAGUUCGGAAUGGAAUCGACCGUAUACGAGGGAGCAGGCAGCUUUUCCAGCGAGUUUUGUGAAGGCAGACACUAAAAUGUGGCCCACAGUGGGAAGAAUAGACGAUGCGUAUGGCGAUAAACAUUUAGUUUGUACAUGUCCACCAAUUCUACCUGAGUUUUAAGGAUGUGCAUUAGAUAUAUAAUUGUUAUAUUUAAGAUUUAAUUGUAAGUGUUAUUUUGAUGUAUAAAUAUUUUGCAAGAUA
Messenger RNA from Hermetia illucens (black soldier fly), 3101 nucleotides. RefSeq names its product glycine dehydrogenase (decarboxylating), mitochondrial. Gene Ontology annotation, biological process: glycine decarboxylation via glycine cleavage system. The coding region runs from base 60 to 3020 and encodes 986 amino acids. Lineage: Eukaryota; Metazoa; Arthropoda; Insecta; Diptera; Stratiomyidae. The transcript is spliced from 8 exons. Gene Ontology annotation, molecular function: glycine binding; pyridoxal phosphate binding; glycine dehydrogenase (decarboxylating) activity. Gene Ontology annotation, cellular component: glycine cleavage complex; mitochondrion. The record is from RefSeq and is a predicted model, not a curated record.